Molecule: messenger RNA, 780 nt
Organism: Rhizophagus irregularis DAOM 181602=DAOM 197198
Lineage: Eukaryota; Fungi; Glomeromycota; Glomeromycetes; Glomerales; Glomeraceae
Source: RefSeq, a predicted model, not a curated record
AUGUCUAUCACGUUAUUCUGUCUUGUCAAAGGAAAUACGACCGCGAACGCUUUCUCCAUUAGAAUAAGUAGGGACGAGCCUGUUAGUGAACUCAAAAAAGCUGUAAAGGCGGAGAAAGCACCAGAGUUCGACCUUUUUUCCUGCGGACAGGCUGCUAUGGAAGCCGAAGAAUGUAUUCAUGUAAUAGUUGAACCACCCGCGUCGACCGCCACUUCGAAUCGCGAACAGGAGUUACUUGACGUUGCAGGCAUUACUCAACAAGUCUGUCCAUGCCUCAAAGAUUUUAUACGUGAAUUGUACAAACCACCAGCGCUUGAAAAUGAUGGGGCAGUACUAAACUUUAUGUGUGAUGGAUAUAGAUACUUACCUAGGAUCGAUGUCUCAUUCCGAGAGAUGUUGCAGUCGCUAGUGUCAAAAAAUAAUCUUAAGUUUACUGUGUUUAUUGAGACGCCAUCGAAACCCUUUUCAGAUUGGUCAGUCCCGAAAGUUUGUGAACUCUACGGUCUUAGCGAUGACCCGAAUCCUAGCAACGAAAUCAAAAUCAUACCGGAAAAACUCAUCGCAGGACAUAACGGGCAAGGAAAUCUCGAUUAUGCACGUUCGACUAAUAGGAUCGUUGGUUUAGUCGAAGUUAAAAAAGAUGACUUUAAGCAGGGAUUCACACAGACCACCGUGCAGAUGGAAUCAUCAUUGACGUGUCAUAUACGCAAAGUGGACGAAAUAGAAGAUUCUUACGGUUUGGACAAAGUAUGGGGGAUUGUGACGGAUGCGGAAAAAUAG